AUGAUUUUCUGUUCGAUGUUUAUUCUUAUAUUUUUUCUGAUAAAAAAAGGCCCUUUAUAUUACAAAGAGGCAUGGUAUUAAAACAAACAUAUAAUCAUAAAUAAUACAAAUAUCUUCACUAAAAUCACAAAGUAUUUUUUUUUGAUAAUUUUAAGUUUAAUUAAAGUAUUUUUGAAUUUGGAUAUUAUAUAUUAUAUUGCAUAUGGUUUUUUUUCAGUUUUAGGGACUUUAUAACACCCCUUUUUUUUUUGUUUUCAUCUAAGCGAGUUUUUAUUUAGAUAUCCUACUUUAAGAAAUAUUUUGAAAUCUGUUUAUGAACCAUAUGUAUCUUUGGUUUUAACAUUUAUUUUGAUUUUACUUUUUAUUUAUAUUUUUACAAUAUUUGGAUAUGUUUUAUUAAAUUAAAAAUAUCAAAAUAGAUGUGAAGAAUUAUAUAUAUGUUUUUUUGAAACAUUUGAUUAAAACUUUAAAAAUAAUGGAGGACUAGGAGGGUUUUUUUAAAAUAACAUUGUCUAAUCAGCAUAAAAUUAUAAUUUUUUUGAUUUUUUUUUUGAAAACAUGGGAAAUAUUAUUAUCAAUAUAAUUCUUGUUUAAAUUUUCGCAGGUAUUAUUAUUGAUAAGUUUAGUUAAUUAAGAGGUUAAGAAAAUGAAAAAAUGAUUGAUAUUUAAGAAGUUUGUUUUAUUUGUGGAAAUUAAAGGGAACUUUUUAAUAGGAAAAGCGAUUAAGGGUUUAUUUAGCAUAUUAAAAAUGAACAUUAUUUAUGGAAUUAUAUAUAUUAUCUUGCUUAUUUGGAAGAUAAGGAAGUAACUGAAUAUUCUGGAAUCGAAAGUUAUGUAUAUUUUAAGCUUUAAAAUAAAGAUUUCACUUGGUUUCCAAUAUAAAGAGCUGCAGUACUUGUAGAUGAAGAGUAGUAAAUUUAAUAAGAAUUAUAAAAAUAUAAAGACUUAUAAAAUGAAGUAUUUUAUUUUAUUUUAUUUUUUUAAUUCUUAAUUAUAGGUAGAUUUUAUUAAACAAAAUUCAUUAUAAAUAUUUUAAUAAACUAAUGA
Ichthyophthirius multifiliis is the source of this 1047-nucleotide messenger RNA. RefSeq names its product MIR domain protein. Gene Ontology annotation, biological process: calcium ion transport. The record is from RefSeq and is a predicted model, not a curated record. NCBI's taxonomy places the organism in Eukaryota, Ciliophora, Oligohymenophorea, Hymenostomatida. The transcript has 2 exons.